GAGUAUUUCUGUCUCAUUCAGCAGAAGUUUCCGAACCACUGUCGAAAAAGGCAGGGAGAGAGCAGGUCCCAGCCUGCUGCCUGAGAGGCUGCUCCGUUUUGGAAGCUCCGUGCACCGCUCCGCAGGUUGCCCUCCCGUGAAGGAGAAGCCACUCACCCCACAAACAGGCACAAGUCUACGUUGCUGUGGAUCAAAAAUUCGUCCAGCUGCAACAGGAUGUUUAAAAAAGUCACCCAAUCCAUAGUGAAACAAAUGGAUCCAGAUGGAGACCUGGUCCCAGUUCGCAGCAUCUUGGACCAUGAACAUUUCAGACCCCUGUGGCUAGUGAGAAGAAAAAAACAAACCAUAUUCCAGCGAUCUCCCCGCUACAAACAGACAUGGUACAGACUGGAGGACGUACUGCUGCCUGGACAGGAUGGUAAAAGCUCAGAGUCUCUCAUUCCCAAUGGAGGUGAACAAGAUUCAAGGCAAUUUCUAAUCAAAAAGAGUGGCACUGACAGAAUUGAUGGGAGUCUCAUCGUUCCUGCUGACCCCGCAAGAGCGGAGCUGAAAGGAGCUGCCUCCUUGGCCAGCGAGUGGUCCAUCAAGCUGCAGAAGAAACACAUACCACCAGCAAAACUUGAGGCACUGAAAACAGAAAGGAAAAUUAAUACAAAUCACACCUUCCUUCAACAACUACAGAAAACAGGGCAGAAUUUGUACGUGGUUCAUGAGACCAUAGAAACCCUGGAGGAGGCCAGCUAUCAGGAAAUCUCUGAGGCAGACGGCAACUUCAUGGCCCAGUUUUACGUCAAGUUCUGUGCCAAUGGCACCAGAGGGAACAAACAAAGCAUAACCAUACCCAAAGGCUGCACCCUGGCCUUCAGGGCAUUCAAGCUGGCCAUUUCAGAUGCAACAUGGGAUGUCCUGGAAGGAAUAUUAGGAGCACUGGAGGCAGAAGUGAAAAGGAACUGUCACAUUCUCUCCAUGUUGUCUUCUCAGCUGUCCAUCAUCUUACUAAAAGCCAUCAAAGCUGUGAUGGGAGACGGGAACCUCUUCCAAGAACUGAGCCACAAGAUGGAAGCAGUUCUUGAUGAAGGUGACAGGGGUGAGCUGAAAACAGAAAGCGCAGCCUUAAAAGACCUGCUGAGCCACUUGCAGCAUUCCUCAGCAGACAUUCUCCUCAGCAUGGCAGCAGCCAUCACCUACACCCUUGAUGCUUUAGAAGAGCUCAGUGAGGAUCAGCACCUGCUGCUGCUCGAGUCCCUGGAAAACAAGAUCGUGUCCCAACAGCUUAAGCUGGUUGAGAGCAUCUUGAAACAGAGAGAAUAUAGGAAGGGGUUCAGCGCAGACCCCAGCUUGCUCUCCUUCUCCCGAGAGAGGGACCGCCAAGUAACCAUUGCAAUGAUGGAGAUGAGCGGGGUGAAGCUCCGUGAGGACGGAUCUGCUGCUUGCACAGAAGAUGCCUCCUCAGCCACAGAAGCCCUCUAUGUGUCUCUGUACAUCCUCAAUCUUCUGAGUAACCCCUGUUAGGUUACACAGCCCUCCCAUGCACGAUGAUUUAAAGAUAAUCACUUCACAGUGUAUCUGAAAGUCUCUUAGCACAA
This is a messenger RNA of Pezoporus occidentalis (night parrot), 1586 nucleotides long. RefSeq names its product gasdermin A (gene GSDMA). Gene Ontology annotation, biological process: defense response to bacterium; pyroptotic inflammatory response. The record is from RefSeq and is a predicted model, not a curated record. Lineage: Eukaryota; Metazoa; Chordata; Aves; Psittaciformes; Psittacidae. Gene Ontology annotation, molecular function: phosphatidylinositol-4,5-bisphosphate binding; phosphatidylinositol-4-phosphate binding; phosphatidylserine binding. Bases 217 to 1512 code for a protein of 431 amino acids. The transcript has 9 exons.